Molecule: messenger RNA, 642 nt
Organism: Trichosporon asahii var. asahii CBS 2479
Lineage: Eukaryota; Fungi; Basidiomycota; Tremellomycetes; Trichosporonales; Trichosporonaceae
Exons: 5
Coding region: 1-642 (213 amino acids)
Source: RefSeq, a predicted model, not a curated record
AUGGCUCUGGGUGAUACCGACUGCCUGCCCGCGGUUUACUUCUACUUCUUCUGGCUAGUCGAGCCUCUUAUUGACAAGAGACAAGUGGAGGAAGGGCAAGCUGACGGACAGAUCCUCGCGCUCGCGGGCGCAGCGUACGCCAUCUUCCGGCCCAAGGCGUAUGCGGCCGACCUCCUGCCGACGAGCGAGGAGCCGUUCACUUCCCACAUUGGCGGCACGCUGCGUGGGCAGAUGCUUGUUGGAUGUCUGGGAUCAUGCUUCCUCGUCCUCGCGCUCAUCUCGCUCUCCCUCUUCCCGAUCUUCAAGCAGCAGGCGCCCGCGCUGCAGGAGCGGCUCGUGAAGGGCCUGCUCAUCCCGCUUGCUGUGGCUGAUCUGACCCACAUCUUCCUUACUCUGUGGCCCCUCCCCGGUGGACUGGUCACGCACCCCGACCGCUGGACCCAGCUCAUGCACGGCAACGCCUCGAUCACGGCGAUGCUGUUCACCAUGCGCAUGCUCUACCUCCUCGGCAUUGGGCGCGAGACCCCGGAGUCUCUGGGCGAGAUCGCAGAGGACACGGUGGUCACGGAGAUCCGCGAGGCAGAUGUCGACGUCCAGACGCCCCGCCGCUCCAACAGGCGCAGGACCCGCAAGGACGAGUAA